GUCUGCUGUGAAAGGUUACAGUUGUUUUUCAGUAUCAUCUGGAGAUCAUCUAUUGUUUGUGACCAGUCACUGCUUGUUUUGGAUAUUCAGCAUUUGAAAUGGCUUCCCAAGGAUCUUUCCACAGCAGGAUCUACUUCCUCUGCCCUCACUGCAAGAAGGCUCCACGCUCUCUUCCUGUGCACCUCAGGACGGCGUGCAUGCGCGGCCGCGCAGAGGCAGAGGUACGGGCCACUGUGAUUGAAGCCAAGAAAGAGAUGUCUGAAUUUACCCACAGGGAACGUUUCUGGGAGUACCAGCGUAUUCAAGACAUUUUGGCAACUGCUGAUCCUCUUGCCAGGUUGUUAGACGAGAUGCAAAAGAAGGGCUUAGUGGUAACAAACAAACCUCCAGUCCUCCCUAACCCCACACUGCCUGUGCCCUCUUUACCUUCAUCUGCUCCUCAAAGCCCUGGAGAAGGUGCGAACGAGCCACAUGUUGUGACGAACGUGACCGUUCAGGAAUGGGAGGGGAAAACCCACAUACCGAACGGAGCUUCAGUUGCAGUGAAGGAGGAUAAAACAGAAGUACUGCUGACUGAUGACCAGGAACAUGGUUUUGGUCUGUACUUCAACAAGGUACGGCCGGCGACGCUUCAAGGAAAUGAUGCGAAAGCAGAGGACAAAUUUUUUGCGUUGAGUAGUGGGAGGCCGAUAUAUAACCCCUGCAAUGAUUCGAACAGACUCUAUGCCAAACACAACCUUCCCAGUGUGACCACGAGAAGCAGAGAGAAAAGGAUGAAUGAACAGACUGCAUUUGACCAUCGCCAUUUUCUCUAAAAACUUCAUUUGAAGCCAAAUUGGUUUGACAACUCCACCCGGAGCAUGUGGUGACACAAGCAAAACUGGACAAGAGACUCUUUAUGUUCUAAAGACAUUGCUGUUUUUAUCAAUGUAGAAAGCCAUUUGCUUCAGAUUUUUAAAUGUCAAAUGCACCAAUAGGUCACAUUUCAUAAUUACAAUGAUGUUAUUAGGUAAAACCGAGCACAGGAAACACAAUCAAACAAACUGAUGUACAUUACAGCUCAUACCUACACAUCAUUAGCCUUGAAAUGAACUGUCCACAGAUAUAUAAUGACUUGAGUGGAUUUUGUCAACUUAUAUUAGACAUAUAUUUAGAGGAUUUUUUUCAUUUAUUUAAGAAAUAUAAGUGUAUUAGUAACUGUAUUAAAAACUCACAAUUCAUUAA
Ctenopharyngodon idella (grass carp) is the source of this 1224-nucleotide messenger RNA. RefSeq lists its product as uncharacterized. Lineage: Eukaryota; Metazoa; Chordata; Actinopteri; Cypriniformes; Xenocyprididae. The transcript is spliced from 6 exons. The record is from RefSeq and is a predicted model, not a curated record. Bases 99 to 815 code for a protein of 238 amino acids.